Messenger RNA from Durio zibethinus, 3792 nucleotides. RefSeq lists its product as uncharacterized. The record is from RefSeq and is a predicted model, not a curated record. NCBI's taxonomy places the organism in Eukaryota, Viridiplantae, Streptophyta, Magnoliopsida, Malvales, Malvaceae. Gene Ontology annotation, molecular function: glycosyltransferase activity.
AGAAGUCAAAAAGUUAGGUGGUUAAUUCGUAAUAUCGGAAUACACGACUGUGCUUUCUUGUCCAAAAAGAUAAUAAAAGCUUAGCUUCUGAAGCAAACAGAGAUUCACCGUUUCCAACUUCUCGGUAAAGCCAAAAAUUCAGUAAAACAGAAGCUGCUUAGAAGCCUUCAAAUUCCCAUUCCAGCCCCCCAUGCAAAUCAAAUAAUUCACUUUUUGGCUACUGAGAAAAUAGAAACCUUCAUCUUCAUAAAAGGAAAAGCAAAAGCUAAAGAUAACAACAAAGGAAAUAGGAGGAGAUUCCGUGUCUAGUUUUACAACUGUCCACCUCUUUGACAAUAUUCCAUGCUUCUUUUCUAUUCUUUGUUUUCCUGAAUUCCAGAAUUUCGCUUAAAUCAUUUGGUUUCUUGUCUACCAAACAGAAGAAUGAGAGUUCGAGGAGCGUAAAUCGUUCAUGGGUUAGUAAAGGAGUUACAUCUUGACUAAAUUCAGGGAUUGGGGAACACAAUGCAGGGAUGAUACUUAGCAUUGGAACUCAGUUGACGAUCUUGGUGGAGUGGUUUCUCAAUGGGGCAUGAACUUAAAUCUUUGUUUCAAUUGGAUACCAGGAAAUUGAUAUGGCUUAUAGGAAUUACGUUUGUAGUGAUUAUAACAUUCCAGUAUGUUGAACUUCCAUAUGAGAAUGUUUUGUCGACAUUAUUUCCUUCUGCUGAGGUUUCAGUUGAGGGAGAAAGUAGUUUCUUAGCUAGUGGUCCAUCAUCAGCUCAGUCGGAGGUGGUGCAUAAUGUGACUCAUUCAAUUGGUUUGGAGUACAAUGGCACAUAUGCUGCUGGUAACGAGACAGCUCUUGAUAAUGAUAUCUCUGAAGGAAAGGACACAGAUUUGAAUAAUGAUGUUAUAUCAGAAACAGAUGUGGACUUGAAUAAAUCUUCUACAUUUGAUGAGGGUAGUGAAUCUCCAAAGGAGUCUUCAACUGAGGAAUUGGUCGAAUUAAAUAAGAAUUCAACAGUGGAUUAUGUUGAAAGUUCCAAAAAUAAGACUACGGCAGAGGAGGGUGGUCGUCUAUCAUGGGAGUCUGAGAAGGAAGGUAACAUGACAAGUUUAAAUAGUAUGAACCAAACAGGUGUUGUUAAUGAAACAGUCAACGAUUUUAGGAGAAAUGACAAAGAUCAGAAUACUGAUUUCAUAUCAGAAGGAGAAGUAGGCUUGAAUAAAUCUGCUAUGUUAGAUCAUGAUAGCACUUCUUCUAGGGACUCUUCAACUGAGGAAUUUGAGGACCUAAACAAAAAUUCCACAGUGGACUUGCUGAAAUUUCCAAUAAUAACUGUAGCAGAGGAGGCUAGCAAAACUGAGGAAAGUUUUUCUUCAAAGAAUGAUACUGUUGAUAUCAACACUUCAAACAACAAUAUUGGAAACAAAAACAUUACUUUAGCACCAGCAAGCACAGUGCACUCAAAUCCUGGUAUUGGAUCUCCUUUGCCUGCCUUACCCCUAAAAAAUUCAUCAGCUAACACUACCUUAGAAAAAGAUGUUGAGACAAAUAUCAGGACUCCUGUUGUGUCUUUCAAUUCCAGUAUAUCUUCAGUGGAGCAACAUGUGACACCAAGUUUUGACAAGAAUGCAAAAUCAGAAGAGAUUCAGAACAAUUUCCCCGCAUCAGGUGAUAACUCUUCUCUCCCCAGCACUCCUAGGAUGAAGAAAAAGCCUGAGAUGCCACCUGCACUAACUACAAUAGCUGAUAUGAACAAUUUGUUUUAUCAGAGUCGUGUUUCAUAUUAUUCUAAGACACCGAGAUGGUCUUCAGGAGCAGACAAAGUUCUACUAAAUGCUAGAUCGCAGAUCCAGAAUGCACCCAUUGUAAAGAAUGAUCAGCAACUUUAUGCACCCCUUUAUCGGAAUGUUUCUAUGUUCAAAAGGAGUUAUGAAUUGAUGGAAAGCACACUCAAAGUAUACAUCUACAAGGAAGGAAAGAGACCCAUAGUACAUACACCACCUCUCAAGGGUAUUUAUGCCUCUGAAGGAUGGUUCAUGAAGCAGCUGGAAGCUAAUAAAAGAUUUGUUACUAAAUCCCCAAGAGAAGCCCACCUGUUUUACUUACCUUUUAGUUCUAGAAUGUUAGAGGAAACCUUAUAUGUGCCUGAUUCUCAUAGUCAUAAGAACCUUAUAGAGUAUUUGAAGAACUACGUGGACAUGAUUGCGGCAAAAUAUCCUUUCUGGAAUAGAACUGAAGGAGCUGAUCAUUUUUUGGUUGCUUGCCAUGACUGGGCACCAUCUGAAACAAAGGAAUACAUGGCCAAUUGCAUCAGAGCCCUCUGCAAUUCUGAUGUUAGAGAAGGUUAUAUUUUUGGCAAGGAUGUGUCUCUUCCUGAGACCUAUGUUCGGAAUCCUCGGAAACCUCUAAGAGAUCUUGGAGGCAAACCUCCUUCUAAGAGAUCAAUCCUGGCUUUCUUUGCGGGAGGCAUGCAUGGUUAUUUAAGGCCAAUUCUAUUAGAACAGUGGGGAAACAAAGAUCCUGACAUGAAAAUCUUCGGUAACAUACCCAAUGUUAAGGGGAAAAUGAACUACAUCCAGUACAUGAAGAGCAGCAAGUACUGCCUUUGUCCAAGAGGUUACGAGGUUAAUAGUCCACGGGUGGUAGAGGCCAUUUUCUAUGAAUGUGUUCCAGUGAUCAUAUCUGACAAUUUUGUGCCUCCUUUUUUCGAGGUUUUGAAUUGGGAAUCCUUUGCUGUCUUCAUUUUGGAGAAGGAUAUUCCCAAUUUAAAGAAGAUCCUCCUUUCGAUCCCUGCACAGAGGUAUCGGCGGCUGCAGCUGAUGGUCAAAAAGAUACAGCAACAUUUUCUUUGGCAUCCCAGACCUGAGAAGUACGAUAUAUUUCAUAUGAUUCUCCACUCAGUUUGGUACAAUAGAGUUUUCCAAAUUAAGCCUAGGUAAGUGAACAGAACAGAAAAUUGCGUAAAUAGAUUGUUGAGAUUAUCAUUUCAUGAUAGAAGAUGAGACAUUUUAGUUCAAAAUUUGUUUCCACAUUAUUUUGUUGUAUAUAGAUUGAGUGAAUAAAACUACAUUGAUGUUUUUCACUGCAAGAGGUUUUAGCAUCCAAUCAUUGCGAAAAGUUUCCACAUGAUUGAUUUUCUUCUGUUUGGUGGUUGGCUUUUUCAUGUAAUAGUUAGUAGUAGUUCAUCAAUCGUACCUUCAUUAUUCCAUCUGACACAUGUUGCAACUUUACAAUAAGAAAAAGCAAAGUCACUUGGACUUUGGAAACAUGAAAAAAGGGGAAAAAAAUAGUUUUCUUGUACGUGUUGAUCAAUUGGAGUGCGUCUUUUGAUUAUAAAAAGCAGAUAACAAGAAAACUGAAAUUGGGAAUUUUCUUUUCCGUCGUUUUCCAUCGAAACAAACAGAACAGAAAAACCCACAUGGAUAAACGUUAAAAAUUCAGCCUAUUAUCACGCAAAUCAAACCUCAAUGGGCCCCACAGAUACAUAAAAACCUGUAUUAUAUUACUUAUUACAAGGAAUCAGCGGCAGCUUCGACUCUUUCCCAGAAAACCCAUUUGUCGGUUCAUUACUACCCGCCAAAUAUGCAUGUAAGUUUUAAUUCUUACUUAUGUUUCUUGAUUUCUUUGAAUUGGGAAAUUUCUUCUCCCAUGGAGAAAUAUUAAAUGCAUUUUCUUUUGGCUAUAUUUUCUUGGCUCAUCUUUGAUGAUAUGAGUUCUAAUGAAAAUAUCCCUUUUCUAUUCUAGCUAUUCUUCAUUCUGGGUUGCCAAGAAAAUGCAUGUAAAUUACAUGAAAUGAUUUUUUU